AAAGCUGUCGUGGGUUAAAGAAGUUCAAUAGGGUGCACCGGCUGACCGCGUUGGCGCAAUUAACUUUAUUCAGGAGAUCUCCAGGUUCACUUUUCAGAUCUCAGUCAUGGCCGCGAUAGCAGUGCGUUCUCUCCUAAAGAAGAGGGUGCUUUUGCAGUUGGGACACAGAUGUUACUCCAGUUCUGUGCCCACCACAAAGUUGUUUAUUGAUGGAAAGUUUGUUGAAUCCAAGAGUUCAGAAUGGUUAGACAUUCACAAUCCCGCCACCAAUGAAGUUAUUGGCCGGGUCCCUAAAGCCACGCAGGAGGAGAUGCUGGCUGCUGUGAACUCAUGCUCGCAUGCCUAUCGCUCAUGGUCUGAGACUUCCAUUUUGACUCGCCAGCAGGUUUUCCUCCGCUACCAGCAGCUCAUUAAAGACAAUAUUAAAGAGUUGGCCAAGCUGAUCACUCUGGAGCAAGGAAAAACCCUGGCAGAUGCUGAGGGCGAUGUGUUUAGAGGAUUACAGGUGGUAGAACAUGCAUGUAGCAUCACAUCACUUAUGCUGGGGGAGACUUUGCCCUCCAUCACUAAAGACAUGGACACCUACACAUACCGGCUGCCCCUUGGUGUCUGCGCAGGCAUCGCCCCCUUCAACUUUCCCGCCAUGAUCCCACUCUGGAUGUUCCCAAUGGGCAUGGUGUGCGGGAACACGUACCUGAUGAAGCCCUCAGAGCGUGUACCUGGAUGUACAAUGAUGAUGGCCAAGCUACUGCAGGAUGCUGGAGCUCCAGACGGGACACUCAACAUCAUCCACGGCCAGCAUGAUGCUGUGAACUUUAUCUGUGAUCACCCUGCUAUAAAGGCUAUCAGCUUUGUGGGCUCCAACCAGGCAGGAGAGUACAUCUAUGAAAGAGGCUCUAAAAAUGGCAAGAGAGUGCAAUCCAACAUGGGGGCAAAGAACCAUGGUGUGGUAAUGCCAGAUGCUAAUAAAGAGAACACCCUGAACCAGCUGGUGGGUGCUGCAUUUGGAGCAGCUGGCCAAAGAUGUAUGGCACUUUCCACUGCUGUCCUGGUUGGAGAAGCUCGCAACUGGCUGCCUGAACUGGUAGAACGAGCCAAGAACCUGCGUGUCAAUGCAGGUGACCAGCCAGGUGCUGAUCUUGGACCCCUGAUCACCCCUCAGGCCCGGGACCGUGUAAACAAACUCAUCCAGAGUGGAGCAGAAGAAGGUGCAACACUGCUGCUUGAUGGUAGGAAUGUGAAAGUGAAGGGCUAUGAAAAUGGCAACUUUGUGGGACCCACCAUCAUCAGUAAUGUCACACCUGAUAUGCAAUGCUACAAGGAAGAGAUCUUCGGCCCGGUCUUGGUGGUCUUAGAAGUUGACACCCUGGAUGAUGCAAUCGGCAUCAUCAACAAAAAUCCGUAUGGAAACGGAACUGCCAUCUUUACCACCAAUGGUGCUGUAGCUCGCAAAUACACUCACGAGGUGGACGUUGGCCAGAUUGGAGUGAAUGUACCAAUUCCUGUUCCCCUACCCAUGUUCUCCUUCACUGGCUCCAGGGGCUCUUUCAGGGGUGAUACCAAUUUCUAUGGCAAACAAGGCAUUCAGUUCUAUACACAGAUCAAAACUGUUACUUCACAGUGGAAGGCAGAGGAUGCAACAGUAAAAUCUCCAGCAGUGACAAUGCCGACUAUGGGACGUUAACAGACUUCCACCUAUGCUGACUUCACCCAAAACCCUGAAGUGAAGACUAUACUGCACAGAUAAGGGUAUAGAGUGACUUGGUUUUGCUAGCAUAGAAAUGGAAGUUAAUCACUGACAUGUUCCUGUAGGCUGUGUAACUUAUUGACACUGUUCCAAACUCCUAUAUUUCUUUCUAUGGCUUUGUUUACUUGUCAAUUUUUAUGCCAACAACUAUGAACAGUAUUUGUCAACUGUAAUUUCAUCUUCAGUUGUUUCUACACGAAAGCCAACAGAAAUAAAUAAAAAACUACA
Molecule: messenger RNA, 1975 nt
Organism: Silurus meridionalis
Lineage: Eukaryota; Metazoa; Chordata; Actinopteri; Siluriformes; Siluridae
Gene: aldh6a1
Product: aldehyde dehydrogenase 6 family, member A1
Exons: 12
Coding region: 107-1684 (525 amino acids)
Biological process (GO): L-valine catabolic process; thymine catabolic process
Cellular component (GO): mitochondrion
Molecular function (GO): malonate-semialdehyde dehydrogenase (acetylating, [NAD(P)+]) activity; methylmalonate-semialdehyde dehydrogenase (acylating, NAD+) activity
Source: RefSeq, a predicted model, not a curated record